Williopsis jadinii is the source of this 666-nucleotide messenger RNA. RefSeq lists its product as uncharacterized. NCBI's taxonomy places the organism in Eukaryota, Fungi, Ascomycota, Saccharomycetes, Phaffomycetales, Wickerhamomycetaceae. The transcript has 2 exons. The coding region runs from base 1 to 666 and encodes 221 amino acids. The record is from RefSeq and is a predicted model, not a curated record.
AUGAGUACUCGUGAUUCAAGGGGUGGCACUUAUUCAACAACUAUCAAUGGGCGUUUAUUCUAUAGAGUUGAUGGUAUGAUAGCUCAAGAAAAUGGUCAAGAGAAAUUUGCAGAGGCUUAUAUGCUAGAUCCAGGCUUAACUACAAAUCGCUAUCUUGAAUUGCUUAGAGGUAUUCUUCAAGACAACGAAGAAUCUAACAAACUUGAGGGCUACACUAGGAAGAUUGGUGAAUUUCUCUCUCAACACAAUCUUUAUGCACAGCUGUUAUAUACCGCUAGAGAAAUUGUUCAACAGGAGAUUACAGAGAUGGGAUUAACAAGAGAGGAGAUUGUUGUUGAAUGUACCAAUAUAUUGAACCAACAACACCAACAAAUCCAGAACAUCGUACUUCUUUAUUACCAGAGUAGAAUGGUCGAUGUACGCCAUGGAGGAGCACAACAGGAAGUUGAAGAGAGCUCAUACCCAACAAUUACACCGCCAAACCAUUUCGGAACUGCUCGAUACUUCAAAGCCAAAUUCCAAGAUCUGAUGACCAUAUUCACUCAAGAUGAUGCACCUUCAAUGUUCCUAACAUUUACCGCAAAUCCAAAGAUACCAUUGUUGUACAAUUUGAUUCCACAAGAGUUCUCCAACAAAAAGAAUCACGACUUAGUGCCAACUUUUUAG